Molecule: messenger RNA, 2795 nt
Organism: Pogonomyrmex barbatus (red harvester ant)
Lineage: Eukaryota; Metazoa; Arthropoda; Insecta; Hymenoptera; Formicidae
Cellular component (GO): cytoplasm
Source: RefSeq, a predicted model, not a curated record
GGGGGAAGUGGCAAAGGCGAGGAGUAUUAUCGAUUCGCCGGGGGACUCGUGAGUUAACGGUUUGUUUACACGAGCCGCGCCGAGCGCGGGGACGGACGAGCACCGGCUCGCGGAGGAGGGCGGCGAGGAAGUCGCGCGGAGCGCAUGCGCCACCCGACCAAAACAAUAAUAACAUAGUAGAAGGUUCAUGGCUGGCGGACGAACGGGCGGCCGCUCGCUCUUCGCUCUCCGUGCUCGUUGAAGCCUCGCUGGCUGGCCGCCACUCCGCGUCGAAGAGAUCGGAGGAGUCACGCGCCAGGUAAACAAAGGCGAAGGCGCAGCGCGAGACGUUCGCAUCCGCGCCGUGUGUACCUGCUGAUAAAGCUGGUGCGCCGACAAUUCCGUUGACUCUUGCGGGGAGCGAGUUACGUGAGGGAUACAAGUGUGAAGAACCCGAAAACCAGAGUACCGAGACUACCUCUAGGUCGCGACGCAGUAAGUUCCGACUGACGUCCGCGGCUGACAUUUAUGUAUAUAAAAUCGACACCGCGACAACUUUGCGAGUCGUCACCCCGAGCGACAAGUGCGGAGUAACGAGACGUGGAAUUGAGACUAACCGACUACCUCAGGAUAAAACGGGAAAGAGGUUAAAAAAAGGUAGAGAAACCGAGAUAGAGAAGGAGGAAACAUCGUCGGCUGAUAUGUCCGAUUCGAAAGCAGGAGCACUGCACGAGAUACCAUCUUCCCGUCGAGCCAAAAUAAUCGCUCGCUCUCUCCGUGUGUCCCGAGCCGCCUCUUUCUCUCUCCCACCCCCGGUGCGUUACCUCAUCGGAGCGGAGUAGGUGCGUGUAACAAGCGUGUGCGCGCGUUGUGCAACCCGCCGAUCCUCGUAGAGAGAGCGAGCGAGCAAAAAGGAGAGAAAGAUUCGGGCGCAGACACUGUGUACGUUCGAUCGGCCUGGAAGCAAAACAAUGCGCUGCUGGUGUAGCGCGUAGCGGAGGGAAGGAGUGGUAUACCUGUGUGCGUGUGCCUGUCGUGUACAUAUACGUGUACCUACAGCUGCUGCUGCUGCGCGGUGCGCUGGUGUGCGUUUGUUUAUGCGCGUAGAUUAAACGCGCGCGCUCGUACUCGCGCGGCGUCGUUCAUUCAACAGCCAGCCGCGCUUCGACGCGCGCGAGACUCGUACCGUCGUGCGUUUUGUCGUCGUUUCGAGAAAGCGAGCGAGCGAGCGAGCGAGAAGCAAGAGGGACAGAGAGCGCCGACGGAGGAUAUCGCUGCGCGCGUAUUUGUCCAGUGAAUCACGCGCGUCCCGUCGAUUACACACGGACGCGCCUGGUUGUGUGUCGCCGGAUACACCGGUGCGCAUAUAUAACCGCGAUUGUGUAUUAUUGUUGACGUGUCACGGCGGCGACGUCGUGCGAAUCAGACGAAAGUCAGUUGCUAAUCGGAGAACGACCAGUCGCUCUAAUCUUCUUCCGCGUGGGAAAAAAAAGGAAAAGUGGUCUAAUUUCCUCACUGAGUUUUUUCGCACUUGCAAAAAGGGUUUUAUUUCCUUCAAAAGGAAAAGCAACGUUUCCUCUCCUACUGUCAGUCCUUCGUGUAUUGUGUGCCGAGAUUCCAGGUAAAUACUGAAAGAGAAAAGAGAGAGAGAGAGAGAGAGAGAGAGAGAGAGAGAGAGAGAGAACAAAACACAACGAGAAUUAAAAGGAGAAAGGACGAAAAUACAGAAGGCUCUGAGAGAGAAUCUAUUAAAUUCUUACUGCAUAGUUUACUAACACGAUUGUAGUUGGUGGCGGACGCACGAACAUCUAUUGUGAACCGAGCUUUUAGGAUGCCAAGUGCCGAGGAGACGACGUAUCUGAUCGGCGUGAUGCCGGACAGCGCGACGCAAGCGGAUGCGUUCCUCACGCGCGACGUUGACUUGCUGGUUUCACAGAUUAAGGAAAAUCUGCGACUGUCCAGUCUGAAAGCCAAGUCCAGCAUCACUCACAAGAACAGUCGGCCGUCGCCAUACCGGGUGCCAGCGCGUUCCUGGGCGGACCCCGCGGCCGGUUGUGAGAUUUGUGGUCUGCGGUCCAACGGCCAACAGCAACAACAGCAGCAGCAGCAGCAACAGCAUCACUUGACUGCUGGUCAUCACCAUCAUCAUCAUCAUCAUCAUCAUCAUCAUCAUCAUCAUCAUCAUUAUCACAAUCAUUUAAAAAGGAGCGAAAGGAGCAGAGUAGAUGAUGAUCCGUAUGAAGUGCUCCAAGAACUAUUACGGGAAGGCGGUCUCAUCAAAGAGGCGGUCAAGAGGUUACAGGCGAACCUUGACGAACUCUCGAGCUCGGAAGUGGACGAGGAUGAUGUAGUGGAGGAGGAUGAAGACGACGUGCGACGAUCCAGCGGUGGAUAUCGCAGAAAACCGUACUUCUACGACUCCGAGGAUGAGCCGUUACCGCCGAUGUACGAGCCCCUGGAACUGUGAGCCACACGGCGGCAGCAGCGCCUGGAAAAAACUCGUAUGGACGUUCCUGCAUAAACGACGUCGCUGUUCCUCACGGUCUUCUCGAUCUGGUUUCUUUCAUUUCUUCUGAAAGGGAUAAAAAAUUUUUCGUGAAAUGUCGUGAAACGCGCCGAACGUUGCCUUUGUCCGUUUAUGAUUUAGGACGGACAAUUUGCUUUUCGAAAACGAACUAGAGUCCCUUCGAAGAGGGAAGCGAGUAAAAAGGAGUAAAAGUACCUUCUGUGAGAAACACAUUUUCUUUAUUUUCUCGCGUGGGAGUCCCGGGACAACGACGGCGUGCGAUGUACGUAUAUGCGCGUAUGUUGUGUAU